AUGUGGAAGUGUUGGAUCCUGUUUCUGUGCUUUGCAGGCUUAUCCUCGGCUGUUUUGGACUUGUCGAACUUCAGCGUUAAUUCCUUGACAACUAAUCAAUCCAGAACAGUGCGACAGCACGAACCCGUAAGACGAUUCGCGUGUCCCAUUGGGUUUUUUCGAUUGAAACGAUUCUGUUAUUACUUGAGCGCCGGCACAGCGCCAUGGAGGGACGCGUACUUCCAUUGCAAGGACAGAAAUGCCACCUUGGCUAUAUUGGACAGAAAUGGAAAGGACAGGAUGCUGAGAAAAUACUUGAUGGGGGAUCAGUUCACAAAAUUGGAGCGGUGGAUCGGCGGAAUUUUCAACUGGCAACAGAUGGCUUGGGAAUGGGGUGUGACGGGUGAGAAGAUGGUUUUCCAGAGUUUCGGAAAAAUGGAACCCGGGAAAUCUGAGACGUACGCGUGGCAUUGUAUCAUAAUGGAUCCCGCAUUGAAAUACAAGUGGAGCGCGAGAAGCUGCGUCGAACGGAAGCAUUAUAUAUGCGAAGUGCCCGCCGGUCGUUUAGCAAGAAGACGCAAGAAGUCGGAUCCUUUUGCGCCGCAAAACCAAAGAUUAAAACCCAGAAAGAAGGGUAAGAAAUACUUGGACGAAAAGAGAAAGCUAGAGGGAAAGAAGAAGAAUCGGGUAAACUGGAGAAGAAAUUGGACGGAUCGAAGAGAGAAUGAACAAUGGGCUCAUGGUGUCAAACUGGGAUCACGGCCACCUAAUACCAAAGUGACGCAGCCUAGAGAACGCACGCGACAUCGUUCAAAUAGAACCCGUUUGCAACCAGUUGUGCCAAGAGUUGCCCAAGUAUUGCUUCAAGGGCGAGAAUACGGCGCUUUUCAGGGCGGGAGACUCGAUAGCCAGUCACAAAAUUUGGACAUAAAUAAUGUUCUUUCGCAAUUCCACAAUAAAAUAAAUGAUUUCGCGCGGGAGGAGAUUUUGUUGAAACCGUGAAGAAAAAUGAAUGAAUGAAUCAUUAAUGAUUAGUUACGGUUGCAAUUUUGACAUUAUUACUCUAUAUUAAAUAACAUACGCAACUAAAAAAAUAUUUACAGUAUAAAAUUUUUGUUAUAAUAAUACUAGAACUGCCAAUAUGCCGAAACAAUUAUUGCAAUAUACAUUACCAAUUGCAAAAAUAAAUUUUGCAGAAUUGCAAAGAAUUAUUGCAAUCAAGAUUAAUUUCAAUACAGAUUUUUUAAUGUUCCUGAAUAUUCAUG
Messenger RNA from Camponotus floridanus (Florida carpenter ant), 1244 nucleotides. RefSeq lists its product as uncharacterized. Bases 1 to 981 code for a protein of 326 amino acids. The record is from RefSeq and is a predicted model, not a curated record. Lineage: Eukaryota; Metazoa; Arthropoda; Insecta; Hymenoptera; Formicidae. The transcript has 5 exons.